Messenger RNA from Ostrinia nubilalis (European corn borer), 10738 nucleotides. RefSeq lists its product as uncharacterized. The record is from RefSeq and is a predicted model, not a curated record. Gene Ontology annotation, molecular function: DNA-binding transcription factor activity, RNA polymerase II-specific; RNA polymerase II transcription regulatory region sequence-specific DNA binding. Gene Ontology annotation, biological process: regulation of transcription by RNA polymerase II. The transcript has 3 exons. Gene Ontology annotation, cellular component: nucleus. NCBI's taxonomy places the organism in Eukaryota, Metazoa, Arthropoda, Insecta, Lepidoptera, Crambidae. The coding region runs from base 135 to 7433 and encodes 2432 amino acids.
UCAUUCAUUUUUCGUUGAAAAGUAACCUCUCCGGAUAUUAAUUUUGAUGAUAAAAUUUCUAAAGAACUCGUAAUUACCACCGAAAUUACCACAUUAGUUUGUGAUAGUUAAUGAAGAUCAACAAAAGCUGAUACAUGAUGGCAGACGACAUAGACAUCGAGGAGCACGACAUCCUGGACAACCCUCGCAUCCAGGGCCUGCUGCAGAUCAAGGACGAGCCCAUUGACCUUGACGAGGACCAGUAUGAAGAAUCAGCAGUUUCAUACGACAGCUACGAUCAAUACAAGUACUACACGAAUGAAGAUCAAGAACAAACUAGCUAUAACCAAACAGAUAACCCAGAAGAAUCAGAAAACCAAGAAAACAAUUAUAACCUGGACAACCAAGAAGAUUUAAACCAGGAAUACAACAAUUAUAACCUGGGCGACCAAGAAGAAUUACAUAACCAAGACCUGAACAACCAAGAAGAUCUACAUAACCAAGAGUUAGACAACUUCAGCGUGACAGCAAACCCAGAAGAAUCCGAACACCAAGAGGUUUUCGAAGAGUAUUAUAACGAUGAAGAAUUAGGCGACCAUGAAGAAGAAUUGAUGAACUGUGAAAGCUUCCAAGAAUCUGAAAUUGAGGAACCAGAGGCAGAAGAAUACAUACCAGAUCUUUCAGACGAGAUAUACCAUUACAAGAACAAAAUCAUUCUAGGUACCAAGCCUUGUAAACGACCAAUUAGAGACAUAAACGGUGCGUAUGUGUCUUUAGAAGACUGGAAAGACCGUUUAGAGAAUAGUGACUGCUAUUGCAAGGAGUGUAUGACUCUGUUUGCAACACAAAAUGCAUUAGACGCCCACAAUAUGGUCGCUCAUUCGUUUUUAGUAGCGUUAGACAGCCCCGAAGGUUCCGAAUCUGAAAGCCCCACAGUUGAAGAAAAACCUGAAAACGCCCCCCAAUAUUGUGAACAUUGCAAAACUUAUUUCCCUAGUCAAAUAGCGCUGAUACAGCAUCUCUAUGAUAUUCUACCUAUGAAUACUACGCCUCAACCAACCCCUGUGAAGUACAACGAUUGUACAAGUACUAGUCAACGCAUAGUGUUCUCGUGUAAGCUAUGCAACUCAGCAUAUUUAGAUAUAAGAUGGUUCAAAGUGCACAUGAGAAUGGUGCAUGAUAUGACGGAAGAAGGCAACUACGAAAAAAUGAUUUUUAACGGCGUUUGUAAGAUUUGCAAAGGAAGGUUUACGCAUUUGAAACGGUUUAACAGUCACGUGCGAAUGAUGCAUAUAGAGAGAGACAAUUUCGAGCCAAGAGGUUCGUUGUUAAGGGACUUGUUGGAAAUUCCGAAGGAAAAAGUGAUAUCAAGUGAUACAGAAGAACCAGAAAAAGACCAAAGGAUUCAACACAUAGAGUCAAGUUCGGUUAGCACAGUUUCUAAAGUGAGUGACGAAAAAACUCGGUCUAAAGUGAAGUUUAAGUGUAUUAAGUGUAGGAGCUUCUUUGCUUCGUUGGGAAGCAUAAAACGUCAUCAGAGACGUUUUCACCCGGGUGAGACUACGAUUAAACGUAUAACCUGCAGAAAAGACAUCCAAAAGUUACCCAAAUUAAAAUCGCAAGCUUUAAAUCGUAACAUAGAAAAACCACAACCACAAUUUCCGAUAAAAGUGCCGGAAAAGAUUAAAAUCAACGACAAUUUGGUGCCGAAAAGUUGUGUUUUUAACUGCGACAAAUGUAACAUUAACUUCGUGACGUGUUGGUCCGCGAUUUUACACGUUUCCUGCGUUGAACUCACGAUGAUUUCACGCUACCAAUGCGACGUUUGCUGUAAGCAAUUCCGUCUAAGAGACAUGAAGAUUCACCAAAACCAACAUAAAUACAACGACGCGUUCCGAACAUACCCCAUCACUGGGAAUAUGAACUCAAAAAUGCUGUUUUGGUGUCAAAAGUGCGCGGUGUAUUUCGAAAUCAAAAAGAUUCAGGCGCACACACCCGUUUGUACGGGCACUUCGUCGUCGGUGCGUUGCAAACUGUGCGAUAUAGACGUCAGCGAUAUAUUAUCGCAUAUGAGUAAUCACAGCAAACAUAAAACCAAAGCGGACUUCAUUUUUGUAGACGACGUCUUGCCUGAUGAAGAUUUGACUCCCCAAAAAGUCCCGGAACAAAUGAGUCCACAAAAAGAGAAACUUAAAGACCCAGAAAAGCCCACUCAAAAAAGUCUGAAGCGAAAGCAACAAGAUUCAGAACAUUCGACUCCGACUAAAAUUCCGAAGCUAGACAAAUACGAAUUUAUGUAUUGCGAGAAAUGUCACACCUGCAUGAAAACGUCUCGUGGCUUCCAUUCCACUGGCGAGUGCAAACGGUACACCAGCAAACGGAAUUGCGAAUUCUGCGGCCUUUUGUUCUUUGGGGGAAUCCCUAUGAAUUCACAUGAGGAAUUACAUAAACAAUCAAACGCGAAAUUAAGAGAUUUCACAUUCGUCAACCUAGAAGAUAACAAGCCCAUAGUGCCGCAUAUUCCGGACUAUCCCAAAUGCGAAGAUUGCGAAACGUAUUACUUAGCAAACCAUCAGUGCGGUAGUUCGAAAACUUGCAAGCAUUGCAAGAAAAAGUUCUCCGAAUCCGUGCUCAAAGUGCAUCUACUCCACCAUAAAUAUUUGAAAGAGGAUGCCGAGGUGAACGAAUUGAUUAAAAGAUACGAAACCCUCGCUUCCACUUGGAAUAUACUUUACUUUUGUAAGUCUUGCCAAGUCGCUACAGAUUCAUAUGACGAUGUUGUAGUGCAUUGUCAGAACCAUUAUAACAACAUACACGAUACGGUAACGUUGAGUUGCGACAUUUGUGUCUUGAGGCUGGAAGAAAGUUGUUACAAGCGACACAAGCAGCUUCAUUCACCCAAAAUAACGCGGGACUCAUUCAAAGCUGUGGAAUAUGACUACAAAAACCUACUCAACGAAGACUGGUUGAAGCUCUUUGGCACGCUAUCAGAUGCAGAAGUGCACCAGAUUGUGUCGCGUAGUAUGUAUGUGACGCGCUUUGUGAAAAUGAGACUCAUAUUGAAUGGACCCCCAGAAUUAACUAUAUAUAAAUGUGAGACGUGCAAACUGUACGUCGAUCCGCACUCCAUAUACAACCAUGCGACAACUUGUGCGCCUGCAGAGAAUUUACCACACAGGAAGGCUUUUAGUUGCGAAUUCUGCGCCAUACCCUUUAGUACGCAGAACGCAAGGGACAACCACGAAAAACUGCAUUCGACGCCUAAUAUCACCGCGAAUUCUUUUAGAAUAGUCGCAUUUAACGAUGUAGCAGACAAAGAGUUCAAUAAGAAGUUGCAAGUUGACGCAGAAGCUGCGGAAUUCCAGCCGAAAACGAUUGUUGGCUCCAUCAAAAUUGGGGUAUUCUAUCAAUGCAACAUUUGCAUGUGUUGCUCGUCAAAUGCCGAGCUCAUACUCCGACACAAGUGCUUAACGAGCGAGGAGCUAGUCAAAUGCAAGAAGUGCCAUUUAGACAUACCUGCGGCAGACUUGAAAGACCAUAGGAAGUGGCAUAAGCGGAAUAAGGAUGUAACUAAAAGGCAGAUCAAAAUUGUGGCGAUAGAUAACAAGUGUUUACUCAGAAGGCCGGUCAAAGAUGGCGAAGAAAAGCGACCGGUGUGUAAAUUGCAUCAGUGCAAAAAGUGCAAAGUGUGCUACUCGUUUUGGGUGCCACACCCUACGUGCCUCCCUCGGAAUCAACGAUGUCGUAUAUGCAAAUAUUUGUUCACCCCCAAAAGCUACGCUUUGCAUCGGCUUUGGCACGAAACCUAUAAGGACGCGACUAAAAAUGACAUCGUAGUCGUGCCGUUGUCGCGCAAAACGAGUUCGGAGAGCAAAGAGGAAAGAAAACUAUUCUUAAAAUCGAUAAGCAGAUGCAGAAAAGAGCUGGGAGUUCGCCCGCCUCCCGUAUCUAAAGCCAAAGUUAAACCUAAACCAAUCCCGAAGAAACUAGUGGUAUACCAAUGUCAAUUCUGUAAGCUCUGUUCCACUACGCUAAGCUAUGUCAAGAAUCACGCCUUUUGCUCCAAAAAAUCCUAUCGCAGGACUUGCAAGAUAUGCGAUUUGACGUUCUAUUUCGUCGGAAUAAAGAACCAUAAAGCUUGGCACAUGGAAAACAAAAAACACAACAGACAGUGCAUCAAAGUGGUCCGAUUUAAGAACCAAAAGAUAUUAAAGAGUAAGGAUGAGGUCGUGGUGACGAAACAAAAGAUAUUGAAGAAAGAUGAAAUGGAAUCGACGAAACAAAAGAUAUUGAAGAAAGAUGAAGUGGGAUCGACGAACCAAAAAAUAUUAAUAAGCAAAGAUAAAAUUGAGUCCGCGAAUGAGAAUAUAUUAAAGAGAAAUGACGACGAGUCGACGAAUACAGAAAAUAACAUUGAGUUCAAAAAUCACAAGUAUUGGUGUAAAAAAUGCGGUUCUAGUUCAAAAGCUACGAUCUUUUUAAAUAAACACAAGUGUGCAACGGGCAGAGAGCCUGAAUUCGUUUACUAUAGAUGCGAGAACUGUGAGGUGUGUGUCACUUCCAAUCGGCAUGACAUCUGCACUCCUGUUCAGCAUAUCAGGUCGUGCGCGAAAUGCAAGCUCAAAUUCUCAGUCCACAACCUAUUUGACCAUAUGAAGAAGCACGAUAGACACAAAACCAUGACCCGAGGGAAAAUCACUGUCAUACCAAUAUCGAAAUCCAAGAAUUCGGAAAAUUCUGCCGAAGGGAGUAACAAAUCUGUGGAGAAAGUGUCCACCGUAUACAAAUGCUCGUGCGGUUUACACUUUAUAUCCCAGAAGACUAUAGAAAAACACUUCACCGUGUGUUCUCCGGAUCAUGAUAUACCUGCAGACAAUUGUAGCAAAUGUGGUCUUCUUUUCCCCACAAUACAUCUGGUUAGUCACCUUUGCAACCACCACAGCUAUGGGAAAGGCACCAUUGAGGUUAAAACUAUACCUACCGUUACAUUCUAUAGAUGCGGUUCGUGCAAGUGCUUGUUUAUGAAUGAAUCUCGCGUCUUGAAGCAUAAUAAAUGCUGUGAUCCAAACAAUAUUAAAGGGACUCUAUGCGACGAAUGCGAUUUGGAGUUCCACGCGUCUGAAAUCAAAAAUCACAGGGAGUCGCACAAAACAUCGUCCGAUUUGAGCAAGCCCUGUCGUAUUGUGACUAUCAACGAUACCAAACUUGAUGUGAGCGAGCAAAUGGACGAAUCUGUAGCUAGAGACGCGGAAUAUUCUGAAUCGGAUGCCAAUUUGACAACUGACGAUCCAGUGAUAGCUGACCAAUUAGUUGAUGACGACAAGAAUGUUUACAGGUGUGGUCUUUGCGCCACUCAUUUCUUGAAACGUAACUCGGUGGAGAAGCAUAUCCAGCUAAAAGCUUGCAAACCAGAACGCGCAGUGCCCUGUUCGCACUGCGGUUUACAAUUUAUGCCGCAAUCUCUAUUCAAACACGUUAAAUUACAUCACGAAGUUCAGAAAUUGACUAUUGAAGAUUUAGCUCUAUAUGAAUAUAAUAACGAUUCUGAGAGACGAUUCAAUCGGGUAUCCAGUAAAACAUUCGCCCCCAAAAUUCGAGAAGUAGUGAUAGAUCUUUACAAGUGUCACGUAUGCGGGAUACAUUUCAUGAAAGCAAUGAGCUUGAAAAAUCAUUUAGCGGCUCUCAAUCAUGACAUCAAAAAGUACACAUGCACGUUCUGUGAUUUGCCUUUCAACCACAGCUCGCUUAUGUUACACAAAGAAAAGCAUCAUAAUAGAAUGAUUGCUAACGUUAAAUGUAUAGCAAACAUCAUAAAUGAUAACGAUGAAUUUAGCGAAUCAGUGCAAAACGAUUCCGAACCUGACGAAACGGAAAACGGACUUGAAAAACAAGAAGAAAUUCAACCUCAGGAAUCCAAUGCGUCUGAGAAUGACCGAACGAAAGAAAUAAUUUAUUACAACUGCAAAAAAUGCGACGUCAUUUUUCUAAGCUUAAGAAGAUUGGAUAUGCAUUUUGAGGAUGAACACAGAUGCGUUAGCCUUAAAGAAACUUGCAAAGUUUGCGGUUUGACGAUCACCAGAAACUCUAUGGGAAACCAUAAAGAGCACCACGUUGGUAGAACGUCAGGUGUUUUUUUGAUACAAGACAUUGACGACGAAUCUGAUAGUGUUAACAAGUUGUACAAAUGCUUGGAAUGUGGUUACCACUUCCUGAAUUCGAGGACCGGAGUGGCGCAUAUGGUGAGAGGAGUCCAUGGAGCGAGACCGAUGGCUUGCCCCGAUUGUGGGUUGACUUUCUCCCACGUAGGCCUGAAAAUGCAUCAACGCGUUCACCAUAGGACCCACUCGCUGCGUCUAGAAGAUUUCGUGAUAGAUACUAGUAUUGGGAAGUAUAGGAGGCAUGAGUUUGGGUUUAAUGAUGAUUUACCGCAAAGUAGCUCGGAGAAGAAAAUUAAAACUGACGAUCCAGAGGAUACAGAAGAACAACAGAAUGCAAAAACUACUGCGAGUUCCACAAAACUUUACAAAUGCGGGGCAUGCAACGUUUACUUCCUUACCCAAGCCACUUGCUACAAACACAUCAUUAAGCACACGCCAAUGGACCCCAAAGAAUACAUAGAAUGCAAAUUAUGCAGUUUCCAAUUUAGGAUCGUAUCUCUGAACACUCAUAUCCGAAAACACCAUAAGACAGAUUUUGAGUUUGACAAAGUUUUGAUAGAGGAAUACCGACCUAAGACGGAGGAGGACAAGGUGCCGAAGAUUGAUAUCUAUUACGCUAAAGACAAGGUCCAGUCUCGCUUGAUAAGCACGACUACAGACGAUGCCGUGGUUGAUUCUGCUGAAGUAUCUCAAAGUCAUGCGAUAGAAUUGAGUGACGAUUCGAGGGACACUGUAAUAAUAAGUGAUACUAAUAAUAAAGAAACUAAAACGGAAUUAGAUAGUGAUAAUAAAAAUGUGAUGGUCAAUAUACCUUCUUUGGCUGACGUGAAGGAAUCUAUUGCUGAUUUCAAAGAAUCUUUCGCUGAAGUGAAAGAAGAAAAUGACAGUACUGAUGUUGUUAGAUUACAAACAAAUGAAGGCGUCCGGAAUUCGAAUGAAGGCGCUCGGAAAUCAAAUGAAGGCGGUCGGAAAUCAAAUGAAGGCGCCCGAAAAUCAAAUGAAGGCGUCCGAAAAUCAAAUGAAGGCGCAGGGAAUGUAAAUGAAAAGAACGAUUCGACUGAAAAUGGAUACUCGUGUGCGUAUUGUCCUGAAAAAUUUGUUAGUAGACGAGCGAAAGACUUCCAUGAGGAUUUAGACCAUUUGGACGCGUUGAAAGACUGUCCUAUUUGUAAAAAGAGCUAUCCAGCGUCCAUUUUAAACGAACUUCAUUUACAAAUAACCUGUGGAAUGUUCACCUGCUGUGUUUGCGGGGAGAAGUAUAAUAAUGAUAUGUUACCGCACCAUUCUCACGCAUAAUUAUUAUUUAAUUUUAAGUUUAAAGCGUCAAAAAUGUGCUUUACUUGUUUCUUGAGGCAGAACGAAAGGAACUUUCGGUUAACGUAAAUGCGGGUUACUUUCGCCAUAGAGGGAAACUUACUCAACAAUAAGUAUUGAAAAGCAGACUACUUACAAUCCGAUCGAGCAACUGCGCACCACGCUGGAAUGCGAUUCCCUCGCACUCAUCCGCACACCGCGUUUGCCCCGUCCGUACCAGAGCGGCGAUGUGACGUCACAGCUGCCUGGUGCGCAGUAAACUCGACCGGGUUGUAUCUUGCAUUUUCUUAAGGAUGAAUUUAGGGUGGAAAAUAUAUUGCCAUUGACCUAUUUUAGGGUUCUUUUGACAGCUGUCAGUGUGUGAAGCUAGAUGACAGUCAAAUUGUACGGAAAGCACGCGUCUGACUUAUGUGGGCUCUAUGGCAUUUUGUGCAUAAUAUUAUGUGCUUUACUUAAUUCCUGACUUACAGUAGUGGGCGCCAUCUUGAGAUAAAUAAGUACCUAAAGGUUCGGCCAAACCAACGCGUUCAGUUUGCGUCCGCGUUCGCGUUUCAGACGCAUACCAUAGAAAAAAAUCCGCCAUUUUAAAAUCAGAAACGUCAAAGUGACAAGCGCGAUCUGAUCUGACGCCGCGGCCAAUGACAGGACGCGUCAAAGUGAACACGUUGAUACCGUCUGAUCGCCAUCGCGAACGCAUCUGAACGCUUUGGUUUGGCCGAAGCUUAACUUAGCAGCAACUAAAACAAAUUAGAACUGGUGAACUCACGUUUUAGUGUAUGUCAACCUACAUUAAGUAACUGUCAACUUACAUUUAGUAACUGUCAACCUACAUUAAAUAACUGUCAUCUUACGUUUAGUAACUGUCAACUUAUAAUAAGUAACCGUAUAUUUAUAUUAAGUAACUGUCAACAUUCGUUUAGUAACUGUCUACUUACGUUUAGUAACUGUCUACUUACAUUGUUUGUUUAGUAACUGUCGACUUAUUAUAAGUAACCGUCUACUUACAUUUAGUAACUGUCAACUUAAAUUUUGUAACUGUCAACUGUAAUAAAUGGCAUUUACCCAAAGUAUUAGCCAUAUAAUUAAAUAGUCAUUUACUUCAUGGUUUAUUUAAAGUGAAAAUCUCUAAAAACCUGCUCACUACGAAGUAAGAAAGGGACCUUUUUUAUUAUAAUUAUAAGUUAAUUUAUUAAGUUAUUAAUAAGUGUGUUGAAUUUAAACAACAACUAUGUUGUUAGUUUUUAUCCACAUUGUCUUCGAUGUUGCCAGUAAUGUUGUCGAAUUUAGUAUGUAAAUGUUGCCAUACAUGGCAUUAUUUAUUAAGUUUUAUUGUCACAAAAUUUGUAAAAAAAAACUGAAUGCAAAUAGAAUUAAAGAUAUGCCUGUUAAUUGUCAUAAAAAUAAAUAUGAUAUUGAAAUUAACAAAAACUGUUUUAAAAGAAGUAAGUUUAAAAUUCAAAAUGUAUCAAUUUUCAGUUUGAUACACAACGCCUGUGUUCACAAACGAUGCUUGCUUAGCAAAAGCAAAUCGAACGCACAGCGUUGAAUAGAGCUCUGUGAUUGGUUCGUGUGUCACCCUGUGCGUCCACGCGCACUGUGAGACAUAGUAACAGAGUAAAUACAAAUGAGUAGGUUAUCUUCAUAGAAACGCACCGAGCGCGGUUUGUAUGUAAGCGCGCCAAUACGUAUGCGGCGCGCACGCACACACUGACAAAAUUUAGCGGGGAUUAGCCGAAUUUUGUCAGUGUGUGCGUGCGCGCCGCAUACGUAUUGGCGCGCUCACAUACAAACCGCGCUCGGUGCGUUUCUAUGAAGAUAACCUACUCAUUUGUAUUUAGUCUGUUUGUAUUUACUCUGAUGGCAAUGUUUGUGAAUACGGUCGUAAGAUACUUUCUACCUUUAAAUGAUGAUUACACACAUUUUCAAAUUAAAAUUGUAUAAUUGUUGUUGAGAAAAACAGUCUUAUGAGAUUAAUAUAAUAGUAGGUACGGUGAGCGUCAAAUAGUUCGCGACACGUCUUUGUUACAAUGUUUUCGCGAAUGAAAGAUCCGCUAGAUGGCGGGACGUGGAUGUGGGGUCUGACUGCUGCGUGAUUGGUGGAUUUUGACCUUCGGUUUGUCAUGUUUUGUUUUUGUUCCCCAGUCGAUGAAGCACCUGAUGCCAUGCCCUGAGUGCCCAAGCAACUGCACUCAGGAGGAUUUGAUGAGUGCUACUGACAACGCCACUCUUAUGGCGGAGUUUUGGGCUGACACUGUGUAGGUUUGUUGUCGACAUGAAAAAAAGAAGAAGGUGGAUUUUGACAUAUCUGUCAAUGUCAUGUCAAAAAUAACCAAUAAUGCAGCAUUUGGACCUCGCGUCUACAUAUUGCCAUCUGGCGGAUUUUUCAUUCGCGAAAACCCUAAUUAGAAUAGGUUGUGUUGUCAACUUUCUGACGCUGACUUUACUUUAUUCCUAUUAUUAUUAUGUAGGGUUAGAUAAAAAGUUUAGUAUAUGAGAGCAUUUAAAAAUACCCUAAUAAUUCAUGAAAAGUGAUUUUGUAAAACGAAAUGUACAUAGUAUUUUUGUAUCGAUGUAAAAUAUUAUUAAGUUUGUUAGAUAUAUGGACUGGCAACACUGAUUUGCAACCAAAGCUACCUGUCUCUUUCACACCACUCAAAAAUUAUCUAGCUCUCUUUCUCUAUCUAUAGAGACACUUCUUUUCAGUUUUAUAAUAUCUACCGUUAAUUACCUAAAAAUAUUAGUUGAGGAUGCAAAAAUGGUUGAUUAUUUGUAAAGUCCGGUCGCUGAGCGAAUAGAAUUUCGUCCAAUGACCCCAAGCUACCCAUCCUAUCGCUCGCGUGUAAUGAUAUUGCUGUCGCGCUCGCACACUCACUGCAGCCGCCCGUUGCACAGUCGCGACAGCAAUAUAAUUACGUGCGCGCGAUAAGGAUGGAUAGCUUGGGGUCAUUGGACGAAAUUCUAUCUGCUCGACGACCGGACUUUAGUGAAUAUAGUCGCGUCUUUUAGCAUAGAACGCAUAUAUCUACCUCUUUCACUACAACUCGAUCAAGCUAACUGCGCAUCUCGCUGAGUGCGACUCCCUCGAGCGUCGAUGUGACGUCACGGCAGCCAGGUACGCACUUAACUCGACAGGGGUGUACAAAAAUAUUUUGUAGUUUCUAAAUUCAAUGCUAAAAGUUGCGACUUGCGACUAACCUAGUUUUCGUGACUGUAAAUUUAGUUGAUCGAAACACCUACCGAUACAAGAUGUAUUUAAGAUAUUAAUAAAUGAUUUUUUUACAAAACUA